AUGGCGUCAGGGUACAAUACUGGCACCUCGGCAACACCGACUCAGCAUCGAGCGUUGGGCGAAGGGAAGCCGUUUGCGAGGAGCCAAGAAGAGAACACGCCAGCUGCAAGUUUGAAUGAUGCCGCCUCACGAACAACUCGUAACGGGCGCUCCGCCUCAGGUGGGAGCAGCUCUAUUAGCACCCGUGGGGCUUCGCUGGUACCAUCCACAACACCAGGAAGCUUCAGUGCGGAACUCAAGAGCAAGAACAAUUUGCGGAGUGUGACUCCUCGUCCCGACACAGGGUUCGCAGCUCCCAGAAUCACCAACACAGUAGAAGAAGAUGAAGUUGGGAGCAAUGCCACUGAACUGCGUCAAGCAGCCAUUCGAGACCGAAUUGCAAAGGAAAUGAAGAUAAAAAUAGGAACGGAAAAUAUGUUGGAAGCGUUACUGGCUAAGAAUCCGAAACAAACAAAAGAACAGAGGCUAAGGGUUGAGUCGGAGUUGAAUUCUUCCAAUCGAAAACUCGCAGAGUUGCAUCAUGAAAUGGAGGAGGAGUUGCUUCGCGCACAAUACCCAUCAACACCGCCCCGAAGUCGGCUUUCAGGAUUAUUCCGCGGAAGUCCAAUGCGAUCCCCAUCGCGCGGUACAGAUUCAGUUGAUGGGGAGGUAGUAGACCCAGAUGCAGAGACAGAAUCUCCUACAUAUGUACUAGCCGAAACCCUACAGGCUUUGGAGUCGGAAGGAAUGGCGCCAGACUACUACGUCGAAAGGGCAAAUAGCUUGGUUGACUUGUUCAAACGCCAUCCCACUUUGAAGUAUGACCUGGAGUGGUCCGUCUUCGGUCAACGAGUGCAGAUGAUGCUUUUGAGCGAUAGCAGGGAAGUUGUAGCGGCAGGUUACCGCUUGACACGGUACGCUAUUGCAGAUAGAGCUUCUAUCAGGACUAUUCGUGCUUUGCAUACGGAUGAGCUCGUCACGCUGUCUUUGGUCAAAGAGAGCAAAGCGAGCAUUGAGAGAGAACAGGCGUUAAAAUUUGUGAGAGCUUUCCUGGAUGUUAAGGAUGGCGUCCAUGAAAUUUCUCGUGCCGUCGUUAGAGCCAUAGUAUCCGUCGCAGAGCAUCAUGAGGAUCGCUUGCGAAAUAUUUCUAUAAUGACGUUGGCUGAAAUUUUAACUAAGGACCCGGAUCUUCUAACAUAUUCUGGAGGCAUGAGUGCUCUCCAUGAUGCCCUGGCCGAAGGAACCUUUGGUGCUUCAGAAAGUCUCAUAGGGAGCUUCCUGCACAUUAUGGACGCCCCACACAGGCGAAAACAUCUCCAAGGAGGGCAGGAGCUCGAGGCCGUUUUGACAUCAUUCACCGACUCUUUCUCAGAUACAGCCCACUCCGGGCGCCUGAAGUGCUCCGCAAAGGCUAUCUCGGCAAUGCUGAAGACCUGGCCUGGCCUCCUUGUCCUGGCAAGAGACAGAUCGAAGCCGCUCCGAUCUUUGCUCGAAUCAUUGAAUUACCCCGAUUCACAGGCUCGAGAGCUUAUAUUGGAAUUGCUCUUCGAUGCUCUUCGAAUUAAAUCGCCCUCGUGGUCUUCGUCCUUCCUUGCUGGCCGACGUCUAACAACAUAUGGUAGGGUGUCAAAUCUCCGAUCAGAAUCGGACAGCAAACAGCUACGAUUUUUCAACGAGAACGACAAAAAUAGAAUUGACCUCACGAUGCACUUCUCUGCGUUAAUAUUGGCAACUUUACUUGAAGCGAACUUAAUCAAAGCGCUAUCGGGUCUCAUCGAAGUUGAGACAAAUCAGGCUAUUAAACGAAAAGCUACCCUGCUAUUAACAGAGGUACUAAAACUGGCCCAGCACUCUCUCCCUCAAUCUGUCAGCUCUGAGCUUCAAGUACUACCGAAGUUAUUGCCAAGUGCCAUCAGAUUUGAUGUUGACAAUCACGAAGCUUCUACCUCAAUCAUUUAUCAGAUCGAAAGUAUCAAUCGUACUCUGGCUCGAUCUGGGUCUAUCUCAGGUACGUCGGGAAGGUAUGCGGUCGUUGAUGAAGAUAUAUCCGCAUCACUAUUAUCCGGGGAGCCGGCGAAGAACAGACUUAACCCAGCCAUGGACGAAACCCAGUUUAGAAACUACAUUCUCGAAACACAAGUCUUGAAUACUGUUAAUUACGUCAAGUGGAAAUGGGACUUGAUUCUGCGUAUCAUCGAAGGCCCUCUUACUAACCCCAAGCGACUCGAUGAGGCUAUCAAGGGCUCGAAAUUCAUGAAGCGUCUCGUGGGCUUUUAUCGUCCUUUUAAGUACAGAUUCUCCAUGAUCCCAAAUUCUAAACCAAACCAGCGGUAUGUGCGUGCAGGAUGUGCAUUGUUGCGCACUCUAAUGCAAACAUCAGAAGGAGUAAAAUACAUCGCCGACAACAAACUGCUCCGUCAAAUUGCAGAAUGUCUCGCACAGGUGGAUCGUAUGAGUGGCCUUACUUCUGCGGCUCCUCUUUUUUCUAGGGAGCAAAUGGCUGGUACUCUAAGCGGCGGUUAUUUCGCGCUGCUUGGUGUUUUGAGCGGCGAUAAACAAGGACUUUAUAUGAUGGAGAGGUGGCACAUGAUCAACAUGUUCUAUCAUAUAGUUGAUCUCAAAGAUCGAAGUGACUUGAUCCAGGUGCUUCUUGGGAACAUGGACUUUUCUUUAGAAAGUCACCUCCGAGUUCUAUUGUCUAAAGCCCUUACUACAGGGACUAAGGAUAUUCGCAUUUUCGCAACAAAGCUCUUACGGAAGUACGCAGUUGGCAGUCAUUUGUCUGUUAGCAAUGUGAAUUGGGUUGUUCGUCUGUUGGUAACCCAGCUUUAUGACCCGGACGUCGCUGUUUGCGAGGUUGCUGUGAAAAUUCUUGAAGAGGCUUGCAACCAACGCGAGUACCUAGAAUUCGUCGUGAAAUGUCGGCCCUCUCUUGACCACCUUGGAGAGAUUGCGGCGCCCUUACUACUUCGAUUUCUUUCGACAUCAGUCGGCUAUCAUUAUCUCGAUGGGCUCGAUUAUAUCACACAGGAGAUGGAUGACUGGUUCUUAGGGAGAAAUGACGCCUAUGUCGCUCUUGUUGAAGCUUCACUUUCGCGCGCCUACGUGGACCAGCCUCGAAGGCACACCUUCGCUCCUGAGGAUGUAGUCGAGAUGCAAGACAUUGGCAUUGUACCACCCCAUUUCUAUCGAGAACUUGCUCGGACUUGGGAGGGUUGCAAGCUGCUUGAGCAGUCUGGUCACUUUCUCGAAUUCGCGACUACUAUCCGAGAUUUUGAGCUGAGCGAAGAAGAUCCUGAAGCGCUUUUGAAAGUUAAGGGCUGUUUGUGGGCUGUGGGGAAUGUAGGGUCUAUGGAGCUAGGAGCGCCAUUCCUGGAAGAGACUGAGAUUGUGCAAAACAUCGUCGAUAUUGCAGAGAAAGCAGACGUCAUUACCAUGCGAGGUACGGCGUUCUUUGUUCUCGGCCUUAUUUCACGUAGUCAGCAUGGAUUGGAAAUGCUUCACGAAGCGGGCUGGGAUGCUGCAAUUGAUCAACGCGGUGACUCGCUAGGACUUUGCCUGCCACGAAAUUUGGAGAGGCUGUAUUCUCUACCCAUUGUUCGAAAUGAACGAGACAAAGACCUAAGACGGUUAUCACGGGAAAUAUUCAAAGCAGCAUCGACUGACCCGGAACCCCAAAAUCAACGUAUCCUAAAGUUGAUUGUUGAUAUGGGUAAUACAGUCUUGUCUAAGAAAGCCGCAGCUGAUCUUCACGCUCUCAAAACAAAGUAUCCCGACCGAUUUCAUCAAGUCGAUCUGUUCCAAAAGACUCUCACUAUACUCGAAAGCCACCAUUUCCGUCUUCCAGCCCGACGCUUUGCAUUGGACUUGUUUGACAAGAGCGUCAUGAGACGCGUUGUCCUCGAAGAGGAUUCAUGCUCUGAUUCCGACAGUGCCUGA
This is a messenger RNA of Talaromyces proteolyticus, 3918 nucleotides long. RefSeq names its product putative cytosolic regulator pianissimo. Gene Ontology annotation, cellular component: TORC2 complex. Gene Ontology annotation, biological process: TORC2 signaling. The transcript has 3 exons. Lineage: Eukaryota; Fungi; Ascomycota; Eurotiomycetes; Eurotiales; Trichocomaceae. The coding region runs from base 1 to 3918 and encodes 1305 amino acids. The record is from RefSeq and is a predicted model, not a curated record.